GAUUCAUGUAACGACUCGAUCUGUACACGUCGCGCCACCAUAAUCUGAGUCUGGCCAGAUACUUCAGAAUCUCUUUUGCAUCAAUAGCCAGAGUUGCCACCUGAUGGAUAAUGGCGUCAAUCUCUUCGUCGUCCUCUUCAAGUGAAGAAAUCUCCGUCCCCACGCCAUCAGCGACUGCCUCCGCUGUCUACACCAAAGCCAGCGAGAAUGUUUGUAUGUGGAAGCAGCAGAGUUCGGACGCGUGCGACUCGCCUCGGUCCUGCUACGAUUGUCUGAAUUCGUCUCCCUUCGACGGCGUCGAGUGUGUCAUCACCAGUGCGGGGUUGUGCACUACCAUGUCAGACUACGUAUGGCAAGAAGACUACCGCCUCAACAACAGCGACACCGCUCCACACUACUUCCCUUCUACCAACACAACCUACUGCGAGAGCAGCGACGCCGUGUGCGUCGAAUGCGCGGCGAAUCAGUUCAUCAAGUCUGCAUCAGGCUCGGUAGAGCCAUCCCAGUACUGCGUGGGGACGAAUGGCUGCGUGUGCGUGGGCUACUGCGAGUCACCAGUAUACGCAGCCAAAGUAUCGAACGCGUACUGCGCGACGCUGAGCUCCACGCCGAGUGUGAGCGUCAUGGGCGUCUCGGUGGGCGACAUCGUCACCAUCGUCAUCCUGUGCUUUACCAUUCCCGUGAUCGCGUAUUUGUGGUGGGUACGUCGCCUCCACAAGCGUCGGCAGGCACGGGAGGAAGCCUAUCGCAACCGACAGCCUGUGAACGGCCCGCUACUGCCUCUCGUGGGCUGGAAGAAAUACUGUGCCGAUCUUGCGGCGACUCAGGCAGCGAUUGUAGGGAUAGCUAAGGAUGAUGAGGUAACGACCCCCACCGCUGCAGUGGAGGCGGCCACUGCUGCAAACGACGUGCACAACGUCAUUGCGCCGUCGGCACCGCUCUCGAAUCUGCAGGUCGCGACGCUCUCGAUCGAGUUCGAGGACCCGCAACACCCGUUGACUGCGGUGACGAGCACUGGUCGACGUCGGUCGAGUCUUGAUAACACUAACGUGGUAAGACCACGACCGAGUCAGGCGAUUGUUAGGAGCGAAGAGGACAGCGACGACGAGGAGAUUGACGCGCGUUCGACGCCGUAUGCUCAGCUCGAUGAUCGUACAGCGUAGUGCAGUAAGAGUGAAGUUAAUAUGAGUACUUAGCUGUGUGAGAAUUGCAUUUGUAUGGUCGAGAAAGAGUGUCAUCCUUGAAAUGGAAGCGGGUCAGGCACCUGUACUUCGGACCUUGACACUC
Molecule: messenger RNA, 1287 nt
Organism: Phytophthora nicotianae INRA-310
Lineage: Eukaryota; Oomycota; Peronosporomycetes; Peronosporales; Peronosporaceae
Exons: 1
Coding region: 111-1163 (350 amino acids)
Source: RefSeq, a predicted model, not a curated record